Messenger RNA from Lymnaea stagnalis (great pond snail), 2226 nucleotides. The record is from the annotation of a GenBank genome assembly. Lineage: Eukaryota; Metazoa; Mollusca; Gastropoda; Lymnaeidae.
GACAAGUUCCAGUCAACUCUGGUUCUUAAGGCCCUGCGUCCUGACAAAGUGACCAAUGCCAUGCAGACAUUAGUGUCCCAGGUUCUAGGGCAGAGGUUCAUUGAGCCUCAGACGACCGAUCUGGCCAAUGUUUUCAAGGACUCAUCCACCACGUCCCCCCUGGUGUUUGUCUUGUCAACAGGGACUGAUCCAGCUGGCUCUCUUUACGCCUUCGCUGAUACCAUGAAGUUCUCUAAGAAGCUCAACUCCAUAUCGUUAGGGCAAGGGCAGGUAACUUAGAUAUUCGUGGGGAGGCAUUAGUACAGCAUUGAAGUAGAUCCUCGUCAUCAUUAAGAUCCAGUAGCCAUUUGGGCAUAAGCCCGAGGCAAUGAAGCAGAUAAAUUUCAGGUCAUUUUGUGGUUGAAGUGGGAGAGGGCGGGCAGGACAGGUAAUUUUAUAUCAUAAGGGCAUACGAAGGUGAUGCCACAUCUUUAAAACAAGGGGCAGGUAAUGCCACAUCUUUAAGGCGGUUAAUGCCACAUCUUUAAGGCAAGGGGCAGGUAAUGCAACAUCUCUAAGGCAAGAGGCAGGUAAUACAACAUCUUUAAGGUAAAGGGCAUGUUUGGAUCAUAAGGAUAAGGGCAAGUAUUAUUUUAUUUCUAUCUAAAGGACUGAGUCAGGUAAAUCUACUGGUAUGUUUUCAGAUCAGAUGGGUAUCAGUGAAACUGUAUUUGUUUCCAAUAAUGAGACAUUGAUUCAAAAAUAGAGGGGAAAAGUUUGUGAAUGUGAUUUUCUUGUGUAGGAUUUUAUUGUAUAUAUAUUUCACUGCAGAAAAAUAAAUAUUAAUUAAAUUAAUUAAAAAUUAUAUUUUAACAUUUUUACAAAAUAGUGCAGCCAGCAUCAGCACUCGUUAAUAUAACCAGCAAUUUGAAUGGUUUUGUUGUUACAACUGCCUCAUGCUGAGUUAUGUGUUGUAUGGCAGGGACCCAGGGCUGAAGCAUUGAUGAGGUAUGCUAUGGAGAAAGGUGGUUGGGUCUUCUUCCAGAAUUGCCAUUUAGCUCCUAGUUGGAUGCCUACAUUGGAGAGACUUGCAGAGACAAUUGAUCCAGAUGUGGUAGGCACUGACAAUGUAUUGGGGACAUUUCCCUUAAAGUUCCUUCUUCUGAUGCUAAUGCUUAUACUCUACUUGUGCUUGUACCCUCGUACAUUUACCCUACUUGUUCAUAUACCUUACUUUUGUGUGUACCCUACUAGUGCCUAUGCCCUGCUAUUGCUUAUAACCUAUUUGUGCAUAUGCCCUAAUAACCCAUAUACCCUGAAGAGCUGACCUGCCUAGAGUAAUUCAAUCUAUUAUAAACCUUUUUUUUCUUCCUGCAUGCUAAUUUAAAAAAAAAAAACUUUUUGCUAGGACCAAUUCCUCAUUGUAUCCUCUCUUAGUGCACUGCUUCCCAUUUAAUGUGAAGAAUUUGAUACACAUGAUGCUGCAAGAUUAGCAAAAUCUCAGAAGUGUGUUAAAGGAAUGUACCACAAUGAUUAUUUACUGCCUCCAUCAGUAGUUUAGGCUUUGUAAACAUUUCACUCGACCACCAUUUUGUAAUCAAAAAGCAUUUCCAUUUACUUGGAUUAGUAAAGAAUCUUAUCUUAUUUAGGUGCACAAAGAUUUUCGCCUGUGGCUGACCAGCAUGCCCAGUCCAAGCUUCCCGGUUUACAUCCUGCAGAACAGCUCCAAAAUGACGGUGGAGCCACCAAAAGGCAUCAAGGCAAAUUUACUGAGGUCAUACCUGGGCUUCAGUGACAAGUUUUUAAAGCAAUGCACAGGAAAGGUAACCCUGCCGUCAAAGAUUACUUCCACUGUUUUAGAUCCUGGGCUUGGUCAAUACACAUUUUUUGUUUUAUGUAUAUAAAUCAACAUUGUCAAAAGUUAACUUUUCUUUUACUAUUGAUACUCUGAUUAAAAUACAAUACAUUUCUUAUAAUUACACCUAGAUUUAUGAUUUAAGUCAGAGCAGUUUUUAUUAGUUCACAGCCGUCUGCUUGUUUGAUAUCCUUCAGAUCCGAAUGUUUAAACACCUCCUGCUUUCCAUCUGCUUCUUCCAUGCCAUUGUGUUGGAGCGGCGUAAAUUUGGUGCCUUGGGUUUUAACAUACCGUACGAGUUCACAGAUGGAGACCUGAAGAUCUGUGUUGAUCAGCUGAACAUGUUUCUGCUGGAGUACAAUGAUGUCCCCUUUAAGGUAACACAGUACAGU